AUAUUUGCUGGAGCUAGUCCUGGUUGUUUACGAGCUUUAUCAAUGAAAUUUAAGACAACUCAUGUACCUCCUGGUGAUACUCUAGUCCAUAGAGGAGAUGUUCUUACAGCCCUGUUUUUUGUAGCUAGAGGUUCUAUAGAAAUAUUACGUGAUGAUAUAGUUGUAGCUAUUUUAGGUAAAGAUGAUGUAUUUGGAGAGAAUCUAUGUAAACAUGAGACAGUGGGUAAAUCAAGCUGUAAUGUACGUGCCUUGACAUACUGUGAUUUACAUAAAAUACACCGAGAUGAUCUAUUAGAAAUAUUAGAUAUGUAUCCAGAAUUUGCAGAACAUUUUGUGAAAAAUUUAGAAAUAACAUUUGAUUUGAGAGAUGUAAGU
Messenger RNA from Lottia gigantea (owl limpet), 375 nucleotides. RefSeq lists its product as hypothetical. Gene Ontology annotation, biological process: potassium ion transmembrane transport; membrane repolarization during action potential. Gene Ontology annotation, molecular function: inward rectifier potassium channel activity. Lineage: Eukaryota; Metazoa; Mollusca; Gastropoda; Lottiidae. Gene Ontology annotation, cellular component: membrane. The annotation marks the transcript as partial. The record is from RefSeq and is a predicted model, not a curated record. The transcript has 2 exons.